Messenger RNA from Ricinus communis (castor bean), 3796 nucleotides. Its product is annotated as pentatricopeptide repeat-containing protein At4g17616. Bases 573 to 2642 code for a protein of 689 amino acids. Gene Ontology annotation, molecular function: protein binding. The record is from RefSeq and is a predicted model, not a curated record. The transcript has 2 exons. Lineage: Eukaryota; Viridiplantae; Streptophyta; Magnoliopsida; Malpighiales; Euphorbiaceae.
UUGAUUGAUGGGUCAUAUGGGUUGCUACGUCCAGUCUCCAAGUAGCCCAAUGAUUAAGAUUUAUAAAAUUGCUCAACAAUGUGCGCGAGGAUCCUAUAUAUGUGCUAGUUACAGCGCAAAACUUGAACAAAAGCCCUCUAAUUCCUGGGCCUAGAACAUGCCAGUUGGGUCGAUGAUCAGCUUUCCCUAACAGCUGCCUGAUAAUGGCCAGCGGCACGGCAGAUUAUAGAAUUGCUAUUGUCAUGGGUGCUCGCGUGAAUUUUCUAUGUAUAUAAGCCGCGCACCAUGUGUUUGUUGAUUUGUCUGAAUGAUUUUGGCAUUGCUCAGUAUUCCAUUCCUCUUUUCAUUUGUUUCGUUGUUUUAAUGGAUGCUUUAGUUUGAAUCAUCUCGCCCAGUAUGUAUUAUUUGUGAGCUCAAUUGUGGAUUGAAUAUUGCCCAAGCUAAAAGCCUCUAUUGAGCAUGAUGAUUUUAUUUUAUUUUUGUAUUUUGUUUACGGGGACACAAUUUGGAGUGAUACAAGUUGUAGCUAUAACGAGCAUUUGAGUUGAACCAGCUGUUCACACUGGUUUGUAAUGGCUUCUGCUAUCCGUAAGACUGCCUUAGUUUCAUAUCAUGGCAGCAGAAUUUUAGUUGAGAGGAGUCUUAGAAGGCUUCAAGUCUUAGAUGGAUUCUGUAAAUGGCAUCAUUUUGGAAAUUCUCAACCUUUUUCUACUCGUACUCAGCCUAAAAGGUUGUGUUGGGAAGGUUCCUCUCACGGUGUUCUUUUGAGAAAGCUUGAGGUUUCUUUGAAGGAUCAUAGAUUGAAUGAAGCAUGGGUAACUUUUAAUGACUUCAAAACCUUGUAUGGCUUUCCUAAAGGCUAUGUAGUGUGCAGGUUGCUCGCUGAACUUUCCUACUCUUCUGAUCCUCGCUGGCUACAAAAAGCAUGUAAUUUAGUCUCUCAAAUUUUUAAAGAGAAAUCAGACUUACUUCCAACUGAAACCCUGACGAAGCUUUCACUCUCUUUCGCAAGAGCGCAGAUGCCUAUUCCUGCAUCAAUGGUGUUAAGAGUGAUUCUUGAGAGAGAAAAUACGCCUGCAGUGAGUCUGUUGAGGUUGAUUGUUUUUCACAUGGUGAAGACAGAGGUUGGAACAUGCCUCGCCUCCAAUUUCUUGAUUCAGAUUUGUGAGUGUCUUCUGCGUAUAAGUGCUAAUAGAAAUGAUCAUGCAAAGGUGAUAAAAUUAGACACUUUGAUCUUUAACCUUGUUCUGGAAGGUUGUGUGAGGUUUAAGUCAUCUCUGAAAGGUCAAGAGUUAGUGGAAUGGAUGUCGCGAACAGGUAUCAUAGCGGAUGCACACUCAGUUGUCAUCAUUGCAGAGAUAUAUGAAAUGAAUGGUUUGAGGGAUGAGAUUAAAAAAUUUAAGGAUCAUAUUGAUCAAGUAUCUGCUCCUUUUGUUUGUCACUACCAGCAACUCUAUGAAGUUCUAUUGAACCUGCAUUUUGAGUUUGAUGACCUUGAUGCUGCUUCCGAGCUUGUGCUAGAUAUGAAUAGAUUUCGAGGGUUGAAUCCUAAUAAAAAACCUAAGAAUGACCAAAAGCCUUGCCUUGUUUCAAUUGGAUCUCAGAAUCUGAGGGCUGGAUUGAAGAUACAAAUUUUGCCUGAGGUGCUACAGAAGGAAUCUGUUAUCAGAGUGGAACAUGGAAAAGGACUUUUAAGCUCUAAGAAUGGGAAGCUUCUCCUCAGUAAUAGAGCUCUAGCGAAUUUCAUUCAUGGCUACAAGAGGCAAGGGAGAAUUUCUGAGCUUACAAAGGUUUUACUGAGCAUGCAAAAGGACUUUCAGACAAUAGGAGAAUCAAGUUUAUGCUCUGACGUGAUUGGUGCUUGUGCUUGUUUAGGUUGGCUGGAAACUGCUCAUGACAUCUUGGAUGACAUGGAAACAGCUGGAUCACCUUGCAGCUUGACCACAUAUAUGGUACUCUUAACAGCUUAUCGUAGUAGAGAGAUGUUCAAAGAAGCAGAUGCCCUAGUAAGACAAUUGAGGAAGGCUGGUCUAAUUAAAAAUUUGUCCGUUGAGAUGGUUGCUUUCACCAGUCUUUUAGAAAGAGCCGAUAAUUCAUCAUCAUCUUUAAGCAAAUCAGAUCUGGCUGACUUCAUAAUUCAAGAAACAAGAGAAGAGAAGGAGGUGACUCCUACAGUCCAUGAGUUAAAUUCUUCUAUCUAUUUCUUUUGCAAGGCCAAAAUGAUGGGGGAUGCUUUGAAGAUAUAUCAAAAAAUGCAAAUGAAGGGAAUCCAACCCACAGUGCAAACUUUUGCCUAUCUGGUAUAUGGUUAUUCUUCUUUGGGAAGCUAUCGAGAUAUCACAAUCAUAUGGGGGGAUAUCAAGAGAAACAUGAAAAACAGAAAUUUCUUGGUGAGCAGGGACCUAUACGAGUUAUUGCUGGUGAACUUUCUCCGAGGUGGUUACUUUGAGAGAGUAAUGGAGGUUGCUGGUUACAUGAAAGAAUGUAAAAUGUACACUGAUAAGUGGAUGUAUAAAAGUGAGUUCCUGAAGCUUCAUAAGAAUCUAUACAAGUGUUUGAAAGCAUCAGACACAAGAAAUGAGGUUCAAAGAAAGAGGCUGGAGUUUGUUCAGACAUUUAGGAAAUGGGUUGGCAUUGAUUGAAGUUGAAUUGACAGUUUGCAACUAUGUGGCUCAUCUGAAAAGCAAGUUACUUAGUGCUUAGCCUUCCAAAUCUGAAGAAUACUGACAUGCAACAUUUUUAUUCCAUUGGAGCUGAAAAUUAAGGAUGGCAACAUGGAAUUAUGCUCAAGCGGGACUUGAAAUCUUUUCCUGCUCCAGAGCAAAAGGAAUAACUUGAAACCACAAAGAUUGUAAAUCCUUUUGUUUGAAUCUAUCUCUGCGUUAAUCUUGUUACAACAAUUCUUUGGAUUUUUGCCCCCUCAGUGAAGGUGAGCCUUCUUGCAGACCCAUAGGAUAUUUAUUCAAAGCAUCAAUGUGCAUGCACGAUGCUCGCUAACACACUGAAAAGAAAAACUCACAACAUAAGGGAAACCUCUGAGUUCCAACAUCUACCCUCAAGGCACACACUGAGAACCUGCACAAAUGAUGGCCUCCUUUUUCUCUAUUGUGCUGCAAAGAAAUAGUAUGGAUACCUAAUUGCCUGAUCUGACUGUAACACAAUUGUUGCAGAACAGAACUGGAAGAUGGUGCUUUGCUAGAAGGUGAGGAUAGGUAGCUGAUGUCUUUCGCAACAAACAAGUGUGGAAGGUAAUACGGAAACUAGGUCCAAGUGUCCAAGAUAUUCAACUAACAGAAAGGAACAUUUUUCUGUUCUGAAUUGCAGUGUGGAUCCCUGGAGCUCUUAGGCAGCAGGUGCAGUAGAACUUGUGGUUGAUUUGAAUAUGGCAUAAUUGGUUAGGCCUGUGAAGUGUAGGGUAUAAGAAGACUCUGAAUAUGCCAAUAUUUUCUAGUGCUGAGUUGAAGUUGAGAUGAUAUAACUUGAUUCCCUAGUUACUAUCACUACUGCACUGUGACUAAAAGGGGAUUGAAAGCAGGUUACAUCCAUGCUGGUGGGCUUGACUUCUAUUCAUAAGUGCACACUGGAUAUCUUCUAAUAGUGGUAACAGAUGUCAUUUCCCUUUCUAGCUUAUCGACCAAAAUGCAAAUUGCUGGACAAGUAAAGAGGUAUUUUCUUUUUCUUUUUUCUUGUGAUUUCCUAACAAUGACAUGACUAUUAUUAUUGUUAUUAUUAUUACCAAAUUGGGUACCAGAUUGUGUUUGAUAUUUGGUCUAUAGAAAUUUCUGAUUUCUGCUAA